AUGGCACCUUGGUCUAGCCGCCUACUUGCUUCUUCGAGCGCACGGAUCGAUUCUGGCUCGAGCAUUGCUACCGUUGGACCAGCACCUGAUUCGCCGACGAGAAUAAGAGGGAGAGCAAAGAUUACGGAGGCAGAUAUCUUGGAUAAUGCGUAUGGUAUUCCGACAUUGACCACGGCCGGUCGGCCAGGUCCCUCGGGUGCGAAUUCCUCAAAUUCCUCCAAACCGACUUCGAGCCAUGGGAGAUCUAUGAGCCACCCUUUCCCGUCGCUGUUUAAUAGCAAGAAGAAGGUGACCGCGCCGACACCACCUGGAAUUGGGUUUUUUGAUGACGACGAUACAUCACCGGAACAUAAUACAGGGGCUAGGUCUUCGAGGGUGCCAGACAAGGAUUUUUUGACGGGAAAGUGUAUGACUUGCAAUUCGAGCGUGAGUUGGCCGAAAGAACUUCAUACGUUUCGAUGCAAAGUUUGUAUGACAGUGAACGAUCUUCAGCCAUACAUCCCAGCUCAGAAUGAUGGACUCAGAGUGGCAGGAGGUGGUAAAUCUACGACUUACUCUGGGUUGAGUAAACCCCAAUUCUCUAGAGUGGCGCCAUUAUCUGUGGAGAAAACUCGAAGAAUUGCGGAACGAUGUAUAACUACCUACCUAAUCAAUCGACUAAAGCAUGACGAAGCCGAUACCUGUAAUACACUGUCGAGUCCGCCAAGGUCACCUACAUUCGAAACGACGGAAUCCCCACAAGAAUAUCAGUAUCCCCGACAUUUCAAUCAACCUGGUUCACAAGCACUUCCCAUUAGACCCCCUCCUGGACGCGGAAACAGUUCUGGAGAUCGCCCAAGUUUAGACGCUCAAAGACGGCCGGGUUCGCGUUCCAUGCCCUACUCAACUUCAUCCCCUGGCAGUUUCCUUGGCGCCCAUAUGGAAAAACGUGAUCGAAUGGGCUCUGGUACUUACUCCAAACAAUUGGCUAGUCAACCGCCAAGUAGAAGUCCUCCGCAUCCACCGGGAAAAUUCGAUGAACCUAUGCACGGAAGACAAGAUAAUGUCACCAGAAACCUCUUUAGACCCUUGGAAGAAUAUAUUACAGUAUCAUUUAGCCAGUUCGAUUGUAUCAAUACUUCGUUUAGUACUAUGCGACAACAUCCCAAUCCUAGGGCAGGAAGUCAGAGUGGUCUAAAGAAUUUUAUGGCCACUAUUCCAGACGAAAAUGAUCCGCAGUCAGAGACUCCCUUGGAAGAACUUGAUCCCCGAAUGUUGAUGCUGGGAGAUAUUGCAGAAAAUGGUUCUUGGUGGACUGGCAAUCAAAAAGAAACCCCUGAAAAAACUCGCGGCCAACGGCCUGUUGAAACGAUACGGACGAAUCCUAAUUGCGAUCUUACUACAGUCAAAUCACCUCGUAUUGACUGGCCUGACCUCAAUGAAUGGUAUCAUGUAGUAUCGCAUCCGGGAAGAAUUUGGCAUCGCAAACUGGAUGAAUUGAUAUCACGUCGAUCUAGCCCGGUCAUUCAAGCGCCCACUGAUAGCGAGCUUGCCGAAAUUGAGGAUACAAUCACAGAGGCUCAGUUGCAUCUCCAGAGAAUUUUGUUGAAGGCUACGGAAAGUCUAUUGAAACGUCCCGGGCGUCCUCUAAAGGAGCCUGAUAAUCUCCGAUUUCUCUUGAUCAUUCUAGCCAAUCCUCUUCUGUACCCUGGAAAUGGUACCGCUUCAAGAAAUACAGGGCCGAGAGCGCCACCAAAUGACCAGAGACCGGAAGCUAGUGAUCUCAAUGUGACUAAAACUAGAGGUCAACCUUUGUCUUCUUCUAAACAACCGCCGAAUGCUACAAAAGGAGCGUCCGGCCAACACUCAGGAAUCAUCAAACGUAUUGUGGGACUGCUUUCCAAUACUCCAAAUGAAUGCCAUCAUCAUAUAGUUUCGUGGUUCGCUAGAUAUCCAGAGGGUCAUUUCCAACGUACCACAGAGUUGGUCGGCAGCUUUGUCACUUAUAGACUCACUAGACAGCAUGGGAAACCUCGCGAGGCUGAUCGACCCGACUUUACUUCUGGCUUAGUCCCUCACAUGAGUUCUAGAGAAUCCCAUAAUAAUGCUGCAGCUUUUCACGCGGCUCUUCAAGCUGGGCAGAGUACCAACAAGAAAAAGGAGACGAAACAAAAAGCCGUUGUAUAUAGUGAUGAUUGGCAGAUCAGGGCGGCUGCUAGGGUGAUGGCACUUCUUUUCUCAGCCAAUAAUAGUGGGUUGCAUAGAAAAGGCAAGUUACUCAGUAGCGUUCAAUCGCCAGCCGAGUAUCUGUCAAAAAGUACGGAACCUAGUAUUGGAACCCCUAUUAGAGGUCUGGCCGCACAUGGACAGAUGUUACCAACAAGCCACUUUUACAAUACCUUGCUCGAUUAUUCCGAUCUUGUCGCUGAUUUUGAGGCUUGGGAAAGCAAGCGUAGCAAGUUUGCUUUUUGCCAAUAUCCAUUCUUUCUCAGCAUUUGGGCAAAAAUCCAAAUCAUGGAGCAUGAUGCUCGACGUCAAAUGGAAGUGAAGGCGAGAGAGGCGUUCUUUAAUAGCAUCAUGACACGUAAACUAGUCAGUCAGAAUCUUCUUUUGCAAGUCAGACGAGAGUGCUUGGUGGAGGAUAGCUUGAAAGGGGUUAGUGAGGUUGUGGGAACUGGUGGUGAGGAGAUCAAGAAGAGUUUGAAAAUAGAAUUCAAGGGCGAAGAGGGUAUUGAUGCUGGUGGUUUGAGAAAAGAAUGGUUCCUUCUUCUUGUGAGAGAAGUUUUUAAUCCUGAUCAUGGCAUGUUCUCAUACGAUGAGGACUCUCAUUUCUGUUACUUUAAUCCUAAUAGCUUUGAAACAACCGAUCAAUACUUUCUUGUUGGGGCUGUUCUUGGUUUGGCUAUCUACAAUUCAACCAUUCUCGAUGUGGCGCUGCCUCCUUUCGCUUUCCGAAAAUUGCUCGCCGCUGCCCCAGCUGCAGCACCCGGUGCAACAUCACAUGCGAAGCCUUCUAUGACAUAUUCUCUGGAAGACUUGGCAGAAUAUAGACCUGCUCUGGCUCAUGGGCUGAGACAACUCCUUGAGUUUGAUGGAGACGUCGAGGAAACAUUUUGUCGCGAUUUCGUAGCGGACGUUGAUCGCUAUGGACAAACAGUCCAAGUGCCUCUCUGCCCUGAUGGGGACAAGAAACCAGUGACGAACUCCAAUCGAAGAGAAUUUGUGGAUCUUUACGUGCGAUAUCUUUUAGACAGUGCCGUAGCUCGACAAUUUGAACCCUUCAAACGUGGGUUCUUUACUGUUUGUGGAGGAAACGCUUUAUCACUUUUCCGACCCGAAGAAAUUGAACUCCUCAUUAGAGGCUCCGAUGAGCCUCUAGACAUAAGUUCUCUCCGCGCCGUCUCAGUGUGUGAAAAUUGGGGACCAAAAGAUGCAGCAGAGCGCGAACCAGUCAUUCAAUGGUUUUGGGAAUCCUUUCAAAAAGCGGAUCCAAAGGAUCAGAGAAAACUUUUGAGCUUUAUCACAGGCAGUUCUUGUAUCCCGGCAAUGGGUGCAGCUAGUUUGGUUAUUAAAUUGAAUUGUUUGGGGGAUGACAGUGAGAGAUUCCCGGUGGCAAGGACGUGCUUUAAUGCGUUGAGUUUGUGGAGGUAUGCGACGAGGGAAAAGUUGGAGGCAAAACUUUGGAGAGCAGUCCAUGAGAGUGAGGGAUUUGGAUUGAAGUAG
Botrytis deweyae is the source of this 3702-nucleotide messenger RNA. RefSeq lists its product as uncharacterized. Lineage: Eukaryota; Fungi; Ascomycota; Leotiomycetes; Helotiales; Sclerotiniaceae. The record is from RefSeq and is a predicted model, not a curated record. Gene Ontology annotation, biological process: protein polyubiquitination. Gene Ontology annotation, molecular function: ubiquitin protein ligase activity. The coding region runs from base 1 to 3702 and encodes 1233 amino acids. The transcript is spliced from 3 exons.